GUUAAUAUUUCAGCAUGACAUCGAGCUACUUUUCUACCCCAUAUAGCUAUCCCACUAACAUGCAGGUGCACAAUCCAGUUUCCGUCUACCCUGUAAGUGCGUUAAAUGAAAUGCAAAACUAUCAUGAAACAAUUGUCGUACCAAGCGUAUCUGGUAGAAAAAAAUUUAGAGGAGUUUGGUUAAAAAUGUGUUUACUGGUCUCCAUUGUGUUUCAUUUCAUUUUCGUUGCUCUCAUCACGUGGACCCUCUUAACAUUUUACAAAACUCAACAAACAGAAGUCUGGACAAAGCCUGUGUUUGAAAAGGGACAACCCCAAAUUUUAUCCCACAAGUUUCUGCGGACCAAUUCAUCUUCAGUCAUUUGUAUGACUAGGAAAUGCAUUUCAUGUCAGAGAGAGCUGAUAAGAGUUCUAGCUGGAAAGAAUGAGUUCUUUUGUAGGAAUAUUGAACUCUCGUUGGAAUUGCUUGCUAAGGAGAUAUUAACAGUUCAAAAGUUAUCAAAGAAAGAGAAACGUUCCCUGAAUUCGUAUUACGUCGAUCUGAGUUUACCUGGAGAGAAACAUGACUUUGGAACACUACCAUUAAUUGAAGAAAAUGAUUCAUCUGGAAAAUUUAAAACACAAAUUAUGAUAAAAAAUCCAGGUUGGUUCAGGAUAAUCGUCGAUUUGACCAUAAAGGCUGGUAGGAAUGUUUGUACCAAACGCACCAAAAACUUUGUCCGGGUUACCUGCGAGGAUCCAUAUUUAGGACGAAGAACGUUAUUGGAAAAAGACUGGUCAUGCUCCCCGGAAAUAGAAGAGC
Molecule: messenger RNA, 801 nt
Organism: Saccostrea cuccullata (small rock oyster)
Lineage: Eukaryota; Metazoa; Mollusca; Bivalvia; Ostreida; Ostreidae
Exons: 3
Source: RefSeq, a predicted model, not a curated record